AGAUAAAUUUUAGUGGCCCCAUAAUGAUCCAUGAUAAUAUCUUCUUUCACAUACUUUGGACGGACGGACUAUCACAUUCACUCCACUGCUUGCCCCUGCUUCAACUGACAGCGAGAGGAAGCGCGAGAGAGGAGAUGCUGCACAAAUUGUGCCCUGCGAUCGCCGGGCGGUCCCGGCGGCACCAGAAGGAGUCAGCGCCUCCGCCGGUGAAGGUGAACGCGACGGUGGUUCUGGUGAAAAAGAACGUGUUGGGCUUCAACGACUUCAGCGCAUCGCUUCUCGACAACGUGGGCGAGUUCCUCGGCAACCGCGUCCGCUUCCACCUCGUCAGCUCCACCGCCGGUGAACCGAUCAAAUGGAAGCGACAAAUUAAGCUGAUGACGGCGGAAGCAGAUAAAUCGAAUCGAGGAAGAAUCGGUCCGCCGGCGUACUUGGAGCACUGGGGGACGCUGCUGCUUAAGUCGGUGACGGCCGGUGAAUCAAAGUUCAACUUGCAGUUCGAGUGGGACGAAAGCCUCGGGAUCCCCGGCGCCGUCAUCGUGAAGAACCACCACCAUUCGGAGUUCUUCCUCAAGUCCGUCACCUUGCCGGAGGGCGUCCCCGGCCACGGAAAACGUAUCCAUUUCGUCUGCAACUCUUGGGUUUAUCCGGUGAAAAAGUAUAAGUACGAUCGAAUCUUCUUCUCCAACGACGCGUAUCUGCCGAGCCAAACGCCGGAGUUGCUGAAGGCGUACAGAGCCGAAGAGCUCGUCCAUCUCCGGGGAGACGAUGUCAGCGGCGCACUGAAGGAGCACGACCGGGUUUACGCCUACGCCUACUACAACGACCUCGGCCAGCCGGACAAAGGCCGAGACCACGUCCGCCCCGUACUCGGCGGCUCCAAAGACUUACCUUACCCUCGCCGGGGCCGCACCGGUCGCCGUCCGACCAAGUCCGGUGAGUUAUCUAGAGCUAACAAUUCAUUCCAAUUUUCAUAUUUUAGUAAAGAUUUGAAUUCCUUUAAUGAAAUAACAGAUCGGCGAACGGAGAGCCGGCUCCCGCUGCUAAGCCUGGACAUCUAUGUGCCUCGGGACGAGCGGUUCGGCCACCUGAAGAUGGCCGACUUCCUGGGUUACACGCUCAAGGCGCUGACGCAGUCGCUGCUCCCGGCGCUGAACGCGGUGUUCGACUUUACCCCCAUGGAGUUCGACACAUUUCAAGACGUGCUCAACCUCUACGACGGCGGUCUGCGGCUGCCGCAGCUCGACGAUACUCGCGACCAGGUCCCCGUUGAGAUGCUCCGGGAGCUCGUUCGCACCGACGGCGAUAGCGUCCUCAAGCUUCCUCUUCCAUCCGUCAUCCAACAUGACAGGGAAGCUUGGAGGAGCGACGAGGAGUUCGGAAGAGAGAUGCUGGCCGGAGUGAAUCCUGUCAUCAUCAGGCGUCUCCAGGAGUUUCCUCCGACCAGUAAGCUUGAUCCAAAAUUGUACGGCGAUCACACCAGCUCGAUCACGGCAGCUCACAUUGAGAGGAACCUUGAAGGCAGAACGGUGGAUGAGGCGUUGAAGGCGAACAAGCUGUUCAUUUUGGAUCACCAUGGUGCGCUGAUUCCCUUCUUGAACCGGAUCAACUCCGGCGCCAACAGGAUCUACGCCACCAGGACUCUGCUGCUGCUCAAGGACGACGGCAAGCUGAAGCCGCUGGCGAUCGAGCUGAGCUUGCCACACCCCGAUGGCGAGCAACACGGUGCGGUCAACCGCGUGUUUACCCCGGCCGAGGUCGGCGUCCAGGGCUCGAUUUGGAGUCUAGCCAAGGCUUAUGCCGCCGUCAAUGACUCCGGCUACCACCAACUCAUCAGCCACUGGCUGAACACGCACGCCGUGAUGGAACCAUUUGUGAUCGCCACCAACCGGCAGCUCAGCGUCGUGCACCCGGUGCACAAGCUUCUCAGCCCGCACUACCGCGACACGAUGAACAUUAACGCGUUUGCUCGACAGACACUCAUCAAUGCCGGCGGCAUCCUGGAGGCCACCGUCUUCCCCGGAAAGUACGCCCUGGAAUUGUCCGCCGUCGUCUACAAGGGCUGGAAGCUAACAGAGCAAGCCCUGCCCGAUGACCUCCUCAAGAGAGGAGUGGCGGUGGAGGAUCCGGCGAGCCCGCACAAGGUCCGGCUUCUCAUCGAGGACUACCCGUACGCCGUCGACGGCCUGGAGAUAUGGUCGGCGAUCCAGACGUGGGUGACCGAAUACUGCGCCAUCUACUACCCCGACGACGCGUUGGUCGGAGGCGACGUGGAGCUGCAGGCGUGGUGGAAGGAGGUGCGCGAGGACGGACACGGCGACAAGAAGGACGAGCCAUGGUGGCCCAAAUUGGAGACCGUCGCCGAGUUGACCAAGACCUGCACCACCAUCAUCUGGGUGGCCUCCGCCCUCCACGCCGCCGUCAACUUCGGGCAGUUCCCUUACGCCGGCUACCUCCCAAACCGGCCCACCAUAAGCCGGCGGUGGAUGCCCGAGCCAGGCACACCGGACUACGAGGAGCUGGAGAAGAACCCUGACCUGUUCUUCCUCAAGACCAUCACGAGCCAGCUGCAAACCAUCCUCGGUGUUUCUCUGAUCGAGGUCCUGUCGCGACACUCGUCGGACGAGGUGUACCUCGGCCAGCGGGACACGCCGGAGUGGACCUCCGACGAGAUGGCGCUGGAGGCGUUCGAUCGCUUCGGCCAGACGCUGAUAGAGAUCGAGAACCGGAUCAUGAGUAUGAACCGGGACCCAAAGUUUAAGAACCGGACCGGGCCUGUGAAGAUGCCUUACAUGUUGCUCUACCCUAACACGUCCGACCUCGAUCGGGUCGGCGGGCUCACCGGUCGUGGGAUCCCCAACAGCGUGUCGAUUUGAGUUGUUCGGAUUUAAUCUACAAACUAUUCUCUUAAAAUAAUGUUUAGUAUCGGCAUUAUCAGAAUAAAGUUUAAUGAGAUCUCAAUGUCA
This is a messenger RNA of Zingiber officinale, 2966 nucleotides long. RefSeq names its product probable linoleate 9S-lipoxygenase 5. The record is from RefSeq and is a predicted model, not a curated record. Lineage: Eukaryota; Viridiplantae; Streptophyta; Magnoliopsida; Zingiberales; Zingiberaceae. The transcript has 7 exons. Gene Ontology annotation, biological process: lipid oxidation. Gene Ontology annotation, molecular function: metal ion binding; protein binding; oxidoreductase activity, acting on single donors with incorporation of molecular oxygen, incorporation of two atoms of oxygen. Bases 24 to 2876 code for a protein of 950 amino acids.